This is a messenger RNA of Scophthalmus maximus (turbot), 2387 nucleotides long. It is a transcript of the gene cuedc2, whose product is annotated as CUE domain containing 2. NCBI's taxonomy places the organism in Eukaryota, Metazoa, Chordata, Actinopteri, Pleuronectiformes, Scophthalmidae. The record is from RefSeq and is a predicted model, not a curated record. The coding region runs from base 184 to 1038 and encodes 284 amino acids. The transcript has 9 exons.
CGCAGGAAGUGACGUCACCGUGUUUUGAAUCGUGUGGGCCAACAACAAGCGGCGCGGACCGAGGAGCCUGUAACCCCCACUGACCACCAGCACUUCACCCCCCCGCUGCCUCUGGGGGAAACGUUGAGCUUCAUGUCUCCAUAAUAUUCUGCACACUCCUCUCCUGCACGGUGGGACAGCGCAAUGGACCUCCACAAAAUCAUCCACGGCGCCAUGCAGGAAUUUAUCCAGGCGUACAUUCCCGAUGCAGAUCUCAGCACACUGGAUGAUGUUCUCUUGUCCUACAUCACCGGCGUCCUGGAGGACCUCGGCUCCCAGCAGAGUGUGGAGGAGAACUUUGACGUGGAGGUCUUCGCGGAGAUGCUGGAAGCUUACAUACCUGGUUUUGCUGAAAUUGAGAGUGUUAAAGUCUGUGAAAUGAUGUUCAGCCUGGCUUCAAAACUAGCCUCUGCUCGGACCUCAGCUGAUGAAGACAACGGUGUGCCUAAACCAAGUACGAAAGACAUUUCAUUGAAACUCGCCACCCUGCCCAAUGAGCCUCCACCAGGAAGAGAAGCACAGUGCAGAGAAACACCAACAGAGGGCGCCACUGCCAAGCUACCUGUGUCCGAAUGGGAAGCCCAGGAGCAACACCUGCUAGAGAUGUUUCCCAAGUGUAGUCUGUCCGAGGCUCGUAGCGCCCUGUCUAUUGCCAAAGGAGACAUGGAGGAAGCUGUGCGCCUAAUCAUAGAAGGCGAUGUCCAACUCAGCCCCACUCCUCUUAAUGUAAAUCAUGGGAAAAGUGUUUCCCCCGUGGCAGACCAGAAACUUAAAGAGAGCAUCCUUGAGAAGUACAUGCUGGUGGACAGAGACGAGGACAAAAAAACACACCGGCCUGUCCCCCCCAAAGAUGCUCCGAAGAAGCUGGUGCGCUACCACGGCAACCAGGUGGUGACCACAAAAGGUGAGCGGUAUCAACUCGUGAAGACAAACGAGACGGAGGACAUGAAGAAGACCUAUGUCAAUCUCAAGCCCGCACGGAAGUACAGAUUCCAUUGAUGAUGAGCACAGCACUGUAAGAGCACCUACUGACAAUAUUGUUUACACUGUUAUUGAGUUAUUAAUAAGUCAUUUAGGCUGAAUCUCGUUAGAUUUCCUUUCCCCCAGUGGUGUCAGUGGCUUAUUUUUGUAGAUAUGUGACCGUUAUAUGCCUUGGUUACAUUAUGACAUUACAGUUUUUCAGUUUGAGUCACUGUUUAUUUACUCGAGGAACCUUUUGAAAUGUUGUUUGAUAUUUUGGUGUGGACGUUGUAGCUUGUGCUCUAGUUUGUGUGACGACCUUGACUAUCUACAUUCUGCCAUCUCAGCAGGUGUGAUGUUGCACUGACGUCAUUGUCCCUCUUUUUAAACACUUCAUUUUCUUAUUUUUAUUUAAUUGUAUUUGUACAAUAUAGAUUAAUUUGUAUGACAAAGUAAUAGACGUGAAUCUUUUUUCAUUUCUGUAAAUAUGCUCUAGCGAUACUGUCAAAUUUCUCCUGGAUAUUACAAGUAUCGGCUGUUUUUUAUGUACGUAAUAAAUCAUCAAUGCCAGUUAUGUUUAAAAUUCUAUUUUUACAUCAUGCAAGUGUAGCGCUGUUAAAGUGUUAGGUCAGGCCUUGUCCUUGGACAAUUUGUUGUGCUACAAAAUGGUUUUCAGAUCGAACUUUUAUCGGAGGCAUAGAUUUAUUUGUUUUAUCUAAAUGGACAAUUGUACAGCGGGUAGCCGCAGCCGUCGUCACCUGAGGGGUCUGAUAUGUCAGGACUUGACAUUGAAGUUCCCUCGUUAAGCGGUAUCUUUAUUUUUGAUAGACUGUUCAAUUAGCAAAAGCUAACAUCAUGCGUUUGUAUACAUAGUUAUUUGAGGCGCGAUUGUGUGCUUUCAGGGUCCGUUUACUGUACAUGAGGUUACCGAAGUUGUCCUCCGGCUCAUUUCAUCUCAUCCGUGUUCUGUGGAUUUUGCUUCGCUCGUGAUUGUUUGGUUGUGGAGUUUUUGAAUUAUGAUGGGGUUCUUAUUUCUAGUUAACAGCAUAUCAGGAUAAAUGGGUUGUUCAGGUUUCUUUUCCACCAAGACAUGCCAGUUGUUGGUUUGUGUUCCCCUCCAUUUUGAGUCAACUAUAAGCAAUUGUUUUUGAUGGGCGGUAUAAUAUAUAUUUCCUGAGUAUUGAUGUAACACAGUCGAGUGUUAAAAAGAUGUGUUGCUACUAAUACUUGUCAUAACCAGCAGCAACGUUGUCUUUAAUCACUGUAUGAUUGUAACUGUAGAGCAUGGAAUGGGUUUACUGAAGCCGUCACAGCAGAGUUAUAACCCCUCGCUUUGAGAAACUGCUGAUUUAUAGUAAAUAAAUACGACUUUCUUUUGUAGACUUCCA